This is a messenger RNA of Morone saxatilis (striped sea-bass), 6904 nucleotides long. Its product is annotated as ubiquitin carboxyl-terminal hydrolase 31-like. NCBI's taxonomy places the organism in Eukaryota, Metazoa, Chordata, Actinopteri, Moronidae. The record is from RefSeq and is a predicted model, not a curated record. Gene Ontology annotation, molecular function: cysteine-type deubiquitinase activity. Bases 467 to 4429 code for a protein of 1320 amino acids. The transcript has 16 exons. Gene Ontology annotation, biological process: protein deubiquitination.
UGAUUUGAUGUUCAUGUCCGGCAGACGUUGUGUCCACUGAUACUCAACCACAGCGCCUUGUUUUCAUUUAUUUAUUUAUUUAUUUAUUUGUGUGUGUCUAAACAAUGACACAGGUGAUGUUAUGUCACCGGACCGACCGCUGUAGAGAUGAUGGCUGCUGGCUGCUGCGGGACUACCCCGAGCGUCCAUGUAAAGCGCCCUGAUAGAGGCUCUCCAUGGAGGCUGUUUAUGCAAUCCGACGCAGUGUUGCAAGUGGGCCGAUUUGAUGCUACUGUCUCCAUAUGAUCCCCAGAACUGCCAGGCCUUUUAUGUUUCUGUGAAAUAUGCCCGGGCCUCGUGUGAAACAAGCGGAGGAGCUGGCGCUGCGUGGGGAUGAGGCUCUGAAAAAGAAAGGGGGCCCUUUCUGGAAUUAAGGCGUAAAAAAGCAGAGGGAAAGAGGGAGGGGGGGGAAGACACCGGACUGACCAUGUCGAAAGUUGUCAGUAACAAGGAGAAGAAAUCCUUCAGUAAAAAACUCUUCCGAAGGAGCUCGGUCCGCUCCGUUGGGAGCUUUAUGAACAGAGUUCUCCGGACUCUGUCGACUCUCUCUCAUUUCGGUACCGACGAGCAGGCCGCCGAGGACGAGAAGGACGAUGCAACUUCAGUCCCGACCACCACCGGGGGGUCACUCCCGUCCGACGACAGCGACUGCGGGGGGUUCCCUUUCGGGGACAAGGUGCCGGGUGUCGCCGGACUCAAGAACCACGGGAACACCUGCUUCAUGAACGCUAUCUUGCAGUGCCUGAGCAACACCGAGCUCUUUGCCGAGUACCUGGCUUUGGAGCAGUUCAAAGGGGGUGAGACGACCGGCGGCAACGACAAGGCCAAGUCCAACGGGGUGCUGGUGGUGCAGAAGAAGGGGAGCCAGCAGCAGGAGGCGGGGGAAGUGACCGAGCAGCUGUCCGGUCUGGUUCGGGCUCUGUGGACCUUCGAGUACACGCCCCAGCACAGCAGAGACUUCAAGAAUAUAGUGUCGAAGAGUGCCCUCCAGUUCAAGGGUAACUCCCAGCACGACGCCCAGGAAUUCCUCCUCUGGUUGCUGGAUAGAGUUCAUGAAGACCUCAACCAUAUCGUCCACCCUGACAUCAGACCCCCCAGGAAGCCUCCAGUAGAAGAAGAAAAUGCCCCUGAAGGAUCUCCACUACCAGCACCUGGAUCUUUUGUACAGGAGUUGUUUCAGGCACAAUACAGGUCCUCCCUGACUUGCCCUCACUGCCAGAAACAGAGCAACACCUUUGAUCCUUUCCUCUGCAUCUCACUGCCAAUCCCGGUACCUCACACACGGCCCUUGUAUGUGACAGUGGUGUACCAAGGAAAGUGCUCCCACUGUAUGAGAGUCGGGGUGGCGGUGCCCCUGUCUGGCACCGUGUCCAGGCUGAGACAAGCUGUGGCCCAAGAGACCAAAAUCCCUGCCCAACAGAUCGUCCUCACUGAGAUGUACUAUGACGGCUUUCAUCGCUCCUUCUGCGACGACGACGAUGACCUUGAGAUCAUCCAGGAGAGUGACUCCAUUUUUGCCUUUGAGACACCUGAGCUAUUCAGACCAGAGCAGAUCCGCUCCAAGCGAGGCGGGAGCCCACAUGCAAAUCUCAACCAGAACAACCUAAAGUACGGCACAGAUAAUAGUAGGAUAUCCACACAAAUGCAAGAGCCUACAACUCCACCUCAGAGUCCCAAUAAGAACAGCGAGCAGGCUGAGAAGAUUGUGCUAUUGGUGUGUAACAGAGCCUGCGCUGGACAGCAAGGACGCAGGUUUGGUAAUCCAUUCAUCCUGUAUUUGGAGCGUACAGUGACAUGGGAUGUGCUUCAGAAAGAGAUCUUGGAGAAGAUGCGGCAUCUUUUGCGCCCUGGAGUCCUUGUGCAGGUAGGGCCCUUCACUUUGCGUGUGGUAGGAGUGGUUGGGAUCACAUAUCUCUUGCCUCAGGAGGAGCAGCCGCUCUGCCAUCCCUCUGUGGAGAGGGCAUUCAAGUCUUGCGGUCCUGGAGGGCCACCUCACGUCAAAAUUGUUGUUGAAUGGGACAAAGAGACGAAAGACUAUCUGUUCAAAAGAACGGAGGAUGAAUACAUACCAGAUGCUGAAAGUGUGCGUCAAGCAAAGGAGCAGCACCUGCAGCCUCAGACCUGCUCACUUGCACAGUGCUUUCAACUCUACACCAAAGAGGAACAGCUUGCUCCUGAUGAUGCAUGGCGAUGUCCACACUGUAAGCAGCUUCAGCAGGGCAGCAUCAAGCUCAGUCUGUGGACCCUGCCGGACAUCCUCAUACUUCACCUGAAACGUUUCAGACAGGAUGGGGAUCGACGAAUGAAGAUGCAGAACAUGGUGAAGUUCCCGCUCACAGGCAUGGACAUGGCGCCUCAUAUGGUGAAAAGGAGCCAGAGCAGCUGGAGUCUCCCCUCCCACUGGUCACCAUGGAGACGGCCUUAUGGGAUGGGCCGUGACCCAGAAGACUACCUUUAUGACCUGUAUGCAGUGUGUAACCAUCAUGGGACCAUGCAGGGAGGACAUUACACAGCUCACUGUAAGAACUCCAUUGAUGGACAGUGGUAUUGCUUUGAUGAUAGCGAUGUUCAUCCCAUAUCUGAAGAUGAGGUCUGCAAGCCGACUGGUUAUAUCUUGUUCUAUCAAAGACGUGCCACUAUUCCAUCCUGGUCUGCCAACAGUUCUGUGGGAGGAUCCACCAGUUCCUCUUUGUGUGAGCACUGGAUUAGUCGGCUGAUGGGUAGCCGUCCACCUAGCCAAGCCUCAUCUGGUUCCUCCAGACGUACCUCAUUGGCCUCCCUCUCUGAGUCGGCUGAGUUUGCUGGUGAACGGAGCGAGGAUGAUGGCCUAUCGAGCCGGCCAGCAGUAAGGGGCAUGCAAAGACAAACUUUCUCCUCAAGAUCUUCCAUUGCCAGCCCGCUGGUGCUCAGCGAGAAUGGUACUAAACCAUCCUGGUCCCACUCUGCUAAGCUCCAACUUCGUUCCAACUCUCCCUCGCGCUUCUCCCUGGAAUCCCACUCCUCCUCCCCGACACUGGAGAGGAUAGGAGAGGUAGUUGAUAGCAAGCUGUCAACCUCCUGUUUCCCUGGUUCACCUAAGCCAGAAAAAUUGUCAGGGGUCAAGUCGGCCCUCGCAGUUUUGGAGAGUAAUCCAGGCAGUAAGAGGCUGAUAGAGCAGGUUCACUCCAAGGCCGUGGCACAGGCAGAGCAGAGAAGCUCCAUCCAAGCAGGGGAUAACAACAAUGUAGUCACUGGUGCUGAGCCGGUCAGUCCUCGACAUGGGGCGGCCGCAAAGGAGCCAAAACGGGAGAGGAAUGGGUCUGCAGAUGGCGCUGGUAUUAAAAGGACCUCAGCAAAGACCGGGUUAGAGAGUGAAAGGAGUCCCAAGAAGCGUGCUGCCACCUCCUCAACGUCAUCCAGCUCUCUGUCUCCUGCAUCCCCAGCCUUGGACAAGUUACCGUCUCGAACACAGACCAAGAGUGCAGCGCCAGCGUCAGCGACAGCGUCAGCGUCAAACCCCAAGGACAAAAGCGAUGGACCACCUAAAACUAGCAAGGCCGGUUCCUUGAGAACAGCAACCCCCUCCAAGAAGGGGUCAUCCCAACCCCCAGAGGUAUUACAUCCUGACUCUGCCCAGCAGAGAAAGAGUGGUUCUCCAGGAUUACAAAGCUCACACCCUCAGAGGAGGACAUCACCAAGAGGGGCAGGCGAGAAAAGCUCAGCCUCAGGAAGGACUAGAGCAGCAGACAGGAGCACUAGCCGUGAAUCCUCACGGACCAAUGUGGUCCCAGAGAGGAAGGUUAAUCCUGGAGGUCCUCCCUCCAGGUCGAGUGCUGCUAGUAGAGCGGAGGCCAGGCCGGGCCGUCCUGCGGAGAAUAAGGCUGCGGGCCGAAGCUCAAGCAGUAGCUCCUCCAUAACUAGCCUCCGAUCUUCGAGUGUAGGUGUUUCCUCUACAAGUGCAGCCACACCACCAAGGGGACCUCAAAGGAACAGUAAGACAGAGGAGAAAGGUUUAUCUUUCUUCAAAACUGCUCUGAAGCCAAAAGAGACCCGUAAAUCAGUUAAUGGUGGGAAAGCAGGGGUGGGAGAAGCUAAAGGAAGUCCAGAGGAUGGUGGUGGGGAUGCAGCUAAAGAAGGAAUCCCGCACGGAGCGGGCAAGAAAUCCCAGAAUGUGGCCUCAGAGGCCCAGACUAACGUGACCACAGCCAAAGACAAGGAGUCCUCUAAGGCGUCCGCUGCAGCUAAGCAUUCACUGCUGCCCUCCACAAAGUCCAAGCUUUCUGGGCCAGAAACAACCACCCAGUCCUCUGCCAAUGCAAAAGACCCUUCAAAGAAAGAGCCUGCUAAAAAGACAAUGCAGUCGAGGAAGAUCCCCAUCAACUCUACACAAACUAGCCAGAGGGCCAAGUAACAUUAUUUUAAAGGCCUGAUAACAAUCUCUCUAGUGCAGCUCUGAGGUGUUUUAUCCAUCUAACUAGACUGAGUGUCUAACAACAUCUUUAAAGCACCUGUAGCUUUUCAGUGGUUACUGAAUACCAGCUGCCAUACUGGACAAUUCCUGUCCAUGUUGUUAAAUAGUUAUUUAGGAAUGGAUUUUAACAAAGCACUUUGUAUGGAUUGCAUUGAUUUUGAGGAAUAUUAUAAUGUAUUGUAAAUAAGCAUGGACUGCACAUGUAUUGAAAUUAUUGCCUUGUUCUGUCUGUAGCAUAGUUGAGAGAAGUACAUCUCAGUAGGAGGUGAAAAUAAAAGUGACUUUGCACAAGAUGGAAAGCAGAUAUAAUGGUGGAAAGGAACUUUUGAGAUACAUCAAACAUGGACUACUCAGUCGCCAAAGGAAGUUUACUGGCAAUUUUUAACAUGCUGAUGCAGUGAAACACUGGAUUAUUUCCAAAAAUCUUUAUGUACAGCUCUCCUUCAAUAUUGAGAGCCAUAUGUCAACAACAAACAUCAGUGCCUCAGAUAAUCAAAGUUAAGUAUUUAAUCUAAAUUGUAUAAUUGCAGGUGUUGGUAAAUUUAUAAUUCAAUUUUAAUAUUUAUUAAGCACUGAAAAUGCCAUUUCAAGUAAAACACAAUUUAAGCCUAUUUAACCUGAACUGCUGUUUACAUUAUGCUCCUUGGUGUAGUCAUUGUGCAACAGCCUUUAAGAAGUAUUUUUGUGCAGCCAAAAUCAAGACUGUCAUCGAGAGGCCGAGGAGAAGUGCAGGAAUGAAGCAUGUGUUGUUGGUGUUAAAUGUCUGGAGACUUUGGUUUGUGAUGGUUCUUAAAUGUUUGUGUUUUAUUUACCUGUAAUAACCUGUUACCCCUCAGACAACCCCACCCACCCCCACCCGUCACCACCUCUGCCCUCCAGCUGCUGAUGGCGACACUUAACCGCGGGUGCCCAUGUUCCUCAUGGGGAUCUGCCUCUUCAGACUGCCAGACAUCUCCAAACAUUCCUCUCAGAUGAACACAGGGUUAAUGUAAAAAGCCACUACGCACACAGACAACAUGUUCAACAGACAGCUGGGAUGCCUUCGUUGAAACACCAUACAUGUACAUAGAGCAUUAUGGUACGUUUGAGUCAGCCCAUCUUCUGCCUUCACAUGUGACAUCACAGCUUGUGCACAUUUUUAGCUUGCAUUACAGAGUAGAUCAAGACUGAACACACCGACAUAGAUUGAGAAAAGAGAUCACCACUCAUGAAGUAUAUGACAGUUGUUGCAUGAAAAAUUGCUUAUGCAUGCACUUAACUAUGCAAGCAGAUUCUUGCUAAUGCCCACACUGAGUAUGUAGACGUGCUACUCUUGGAUGUGUAUAUAUUUCUAACUGUAUAUUUUUCCAAAUGCCAGCAUCAGAGAGCAUGUUAAGGCAUCCUUUAUUAAAGCUUUGUUUGCACAUUUCUUCAAAGUAAUAUACAUUUUGUAUGAAUGAUAAGUAUUGCUCAUUCACUCCCUCAAAGUAAAUCAACUAAUUUGCAAAUUAAUGUUUUCUGCAUUGCAUUCAUUUGUCUCAUGUUUUUCUCACAAUUUCAAACCUUUACAACCUUUAACAGAAGACUUUUUUAUAUGGCUUUGGCUAGAAAACAUUGCUGCGGUUUAGAAGUCGGGGUAUAACUUUCUUUUAUCAUCUGUAGUAGUUUGAGAGUUUUACCAGAUCUUGAGAGCUGAGAAAUUAAAAUGACACUGGUCCGAAGACAGUUGUGUUUUAUACAAGAACUAAUGGCAGGCUUGUUGUCUGGUUCUAAAUAUAUACAGUUUAACUUAUCCUUUAUAACCACUCCGUCUUCUGCUUUUGUCUGAAGAUCCAAAAAAAGUAAUGAUGCGUGAUUUGACAUUGUUUUUUUGUUCAAUUCUUGUAUGAUCAAGUCUGUCUCAAAGAACCUACUACAACAAUACUGGUGUCUUGACAAGACAGAUUUCACUGUGAAAUUGCCCUGGAAGGCAUCAUUAACUCAUUUUGUAACAGAAGUCCCACCAGUUACAAAUGUAAUAAUGGUUGUAAUAAUAUACAUCAGAAUUAGAGAUUUAUUGAAUGUCAGUGUCACAGUAAAGGAUGAGUGAUCAUCAGUAACCCAAGCAGCCGGACCACAAGUUACUUCAUAUGGUGCAGUAGAGAAGAAAUGAUUAUCUUUAGUGCCUGGUGGCUACAGUGUGUUGAUACUGUGCUAUUCCAUCCAACACAUGCAGUAUAUAAACUGACAAAAUGUAUGUCACAUCAACAUUAAGGGAAACUUUUGAGUGUUGACAAAAUGAAACGGAUGUAUUCAUAUAACAAAAUGCUGCGUGGAGUGAGUUAUUUUCACAAAUGCAUGAGAAUGAUCAAACAUUUUUAUUUUUCCAUUUAUAUUCUGUGAUAAAAUGUAAUUUUUAACAUGUACUGUGUUGAUCUUUCUUGGGGGGUUACAGUG